Hippocampus comes (tiger tail seahorse) is the source of this 2095-nucleotide messenger RNA. RefSeq names its product TLC domain containing 1 (gene tlcd1). Lineage: Eukaryota; Metazoa; Chordata; Actinopteri; Syngnathiformes; Syngnathidae. Gene Ontology annotation, biological process: regulation of membrane lipid distribution; phospholipid homeostasis; membrane assembly. Gene Ontology annotation, cellular component: plasma membrane. The record is from RefSeq and is a predicted model, not a curated record. Bases 267 to 1040 code for a protein of 257 amino acids. The transcript is spliced from 4 exons.
GCCCCGACCCCUCACACCUCCCCUCACUCGGAGCGACAACGCAGAGCGCAACAGGCGAGCGGACCUUCGGCUUCCGACGGCAUCACCGAAACGCUCCCCACCCUUUUCCUCUCCUUUUCUGACUUUGCGUGGAAGUAACACGAUCGAAAGCGCGCAGCGCGUUGGCGGCGGAGCGCGCGGAGUCCCGAACGGUCUCCACUCAGACGCAUCCGGGCUUCCGGGCCGAGGACGGAGCGCGACGCGCGUAGGCGCAAGUGGGAGCCGGGAUGGAGGCCCUGGUCGCGGCGCUCAAGAGGCACCCGGGACCCUCGGUGGUGCUCUUCGCCGUCCUCUUCAGGGUGGUCCACGGGCUUCUGGGGAAGGUGACCCCGCCCAAGGUGGUGGCCAGUGACGAGUUCCAAGCCUGGAAGUGGAAGAACCUCUCCUUGUCCAUGGUGCACUCCACCCUCACCGGGACGUGGGCUGUCUCCAGUGUGUUGCUGUGGCCCGAGACGCUGAGCGACCUCCACUUUUACCACACGCCGCUGUCCUACCUGCUUGUGUGCAUUUCCACCGGAUACUUUGUUCACGACACGGCUGAUAUCAUCGGGACGGGAAACGGAAGACGAUCCUGGGAAUUCCUCAUCCACCAUGCGCUUGUACUCUCGUGCUUCCUGUACACGCUCUACACGCAGCUGUACGUGGCCGGCGCGGUGAUGGUCCUGUUGGUGGAGGUGAACAGCGUGACGCUUCACCUGCGGCUGCUUCUCAAGAUGGUGGGCGCCACCUCGUCGGCCGCCUACCGCCUCAACAAGGUGCUGAACGUUUGCACCUUCGUGGCCGUGCGCCUGGCCACGCAGUUCUACAUCACCUGGUACAUCAGCGCAAACUACUCGAAGCUGGACCACGCCGCCUUCUUCAUGGCCUGCGUGAUGGCCAUGAACGUCAUCAUGCUGGUCUACUUGUACCGCCUCAUCCGCUCCGACUUCUUGCCGCGUGCCGGCGGCCCGCACGCGGACCGCAACGGGACGCACAACUCCAAGAAGUUUGUCACCGAUUGAGAGGCGAGGAAGCGCCUCGUCGUCGCGGGUUUCGGGCUUUGUUUUGCUCGACCGGACACCGCGCCCCUCAAAGAAGAAACCGUCGGAGACGCGCGGUGGAAAGUCCGGAUUCGCCCGUUCAUCGUUUCUCCUGACUAUGCUUCAAUUUAUCGAUACUUUUAUGUCCUUUGGAUAACACAUGAAGCCUCAAAGAUGACCUUUCAUCAUUUUGGGUUUUUUUUUUUCUCUAUUGAGGACCGUGGCAGCACAGUAGGGUAGGGGUUAACAACACGUCUGCCAUGCAGUCAAGGGGUUCUGGGUUUGAAUCUGUGCAUCAUUAGCAGAAUAGCACAGUUGCCUAUCAGUCAUAUUUGAACUUUUCGGGAGGGGUGGGGGAGAAAAAAAAAACAUCUUGCCUCCCAUGACACUCUGAGGAUUACCAGGAUCUGGAUGGCAAGUGAUUUUUUUUUUUUUUUGCAUGCACUUUUUUUUUCAAAGCAGGUUGAAGGAGGAGUUCACGGGUCUGGCCCGCAAGCUAAAUGUUUUGGGUUUGAAUUCCCGUUGAGCCUCAAGUGCAAACUAUGAUGUGCACGAAAGGCAUUAAGUGUAUUUUCCCCUAUGAAGGCAGCACUUCAGCACUAACCCACCCAAAACCCACUUGUCUAUUUAGUGUCAGGAAUCAGUGAGCGGCGGACCCAAUGUCAAACAAACGUCCACACGUGCACAUUCAAGUUUAAGCGCAUUUCACACGGUCAAAUCGUUCCAUAACUCAAACGGUAGCCAAAUAUUCACUUUUGUAUCAUUUUAGAUCAUUUCAGGUAAGAUAAUGAGCGUGAAGUCCAGAAAUGAGGAAGUAACAACAGCUGAUCUGUUCUGCAAUGCCAUGAUGCCCUCAGUGCCUUUUGAAAACAACUAAUAUGCAUCGUUUUUGUCCGAAAAAGAAAAAAAAAAGGACAUUUUAAUCUUUAAUCCUCCAACACUUGACUGUGACACUAUCGUGUGUUUUUAUGAAGUGGCGACAGGUACGUGUUUUGAGUCUACGAGUGAGAUUGCACAUUAAACGUGUUUUAAAAGUC